UGCUUUGGUCUCUCGCUUAUACGAUGCCCAUGGCCCAAAAGCUAGUCACUGCUUUGGUCACAGGGCUCUUCUUUCUUCUCCUCCUCAUCACAUUCACUCUUGGUCACGAGGCAUUAGAGCAAAAGCUUGAUUCAGGAAGAUCACUUCCUCUUGUCUUCACCGGUGAAAAAGGGAGAACAUACAAAUGCAUACGAACAUCAAUAAACUUCAGGAUCCAGGGACAUAUUAUGACUCUGACUAAAGUAGGAGAAGCCCACACUAUGCAGGAGGUGUACGAGUCCCUAGAUGUUCAUGAUCUGGGUCGAUCUGUUACUGUCUUCGUUACCUUGCAUGCUCAUCAAUCCACCAAAGACUUUUUCAUCGCGGCAUCCUCUGAUCAUUUCAUAAAGCCCGUUCUUACCGCCACUGCAAUUCUUCACCUUAGCUCCAAAAUCCCUCCUUCCCAGCCAUUACCUAUCGUCCAAAAGUGUCAUAUUCACUGGUCCAUAACACGAGCCAGGACAAUCAGAUUGAAUUUGAUAGCAAAUGCAGCAAGGCCUGAUCCUCAAGGCUCACCUCAUUACGGGACAAUACCAAUUGUCAGGAUACUUUUUCUGGAAAAUACAGCCGCUGAGACAGAGCCUUUCACUGCUAAGACAGAGCCCCGUAGCCACGUUGUUCAUGUCCUUCGUCGUAACCGCAGGCUGCUUGGCAAACUACCAGAUGUUAAUGUCUAUUCUCCACCGUCAACCUCAAAUGAGAAGAGCUGGAAUUUGGAUAAAGUCGACCCGCCGAGCCCUCCUGCGCCAAGUGGCAACCCACCCAUCCAUGAAUAAGGUUUAUUUUGUACUAGUUAUAUUUCAUGCAUGCUCAUGGUGGUUUUGUUCAAAUUAAUACUGAUGCCGCUUUUUCUUCCCAGCUUGGUGUGGCCAUUAGCAAUACUGGUUUCAAAGCUUUGUACUGGCACUGGUGGGUCAUGGAGAAUAAGAGCAUUAUCCCCACUAAUUGAGGAAUCGAGUGAAUUGUUGAGAGCUAUGCAGUUUGCUGUUUGGUUUAGGUUUGGAUUUCGGUAUUUUUGAGUCUGAUUAUCGAGUUUUAAGUAACUUUGUCAUGAAUGUAAUAGUCCCCUGCUAUGGGAUGCUGGUCUAAUUCCUCAUCUUAGGAGAAUCCAGUGCAUAUGCAGGAAGAUUUCGUUUUUGUUUUGUGCUCUGUUCUAGUAAUGGUGUUGCGAAUUUGGUAGCCUACGCUGCUGUUGGCGGUUUCCCUGUGUGCUUGGAUCCCACAGUGUGUGCUUGGAUCCCACAGACCAUCAGAUGGUUUUGUCUUUGCUUUGUGGGCUAUGGUUCUGUCCAUGGUCCAGCUGUUUGAAUAAAUGAAGUUUGUUUAA
Messenger RNA from Rubroshorea leprosula, 1366 nucleotides. Lineage: Eukaryota; Viridiplantae; Streptophyta; Magnoliopsida; Malvales; Dipterocarpaceae. The record is from the annotation of a GenBank genome assembly.